GAUUGGUGGAUUGAGGGGGGCGGUAACUAUACAUUCAGGAAGAGGUCCAUGGACUGUAAACUCUGCUAGCUUGCUAUUUGAAUCCGAUGGAAAAAUAACUCCGUUUGGUCGUUAAAUCGUCGUUAACCAUGUCUGCAAGAAACCCGGGCAUGCCCCUUGACCUGGAAUGGGUGUCCAAGGUGCGGGUGAACACCCAGGCAGUGCUGAAGAGAGCUCAGCAGAUCCAAGGACGCAAUAAGAACACGAAACAAUGGCAGGCGGCGUGGCUGCUGCGGGCGGUGACCUGUAUCGACCUGACGACCCUGGCCGGUGACGACACGCCCGGCAACGUCCACCGCCUGUGUAUGAAGGCUACCCAGCCGGUACGUUACGACCUGCUGAAGAGCAUGGACAUGCAGGACAAAGGUGUGACUACUGCAGCGGUGUGCGUGUACCCAUCUCGUGUGGCUGAUGCUGUGAAGUCACUGAAAGCAGCCAACUCCAGCCUACCUGUCGCCUCAGUGGCGACCGGUUUCCCUGCAGGCCAGACCUCUCUGAAGACCAGGCUGGAGGAGGUCCGUAUGGCUGUAGAGGAUGGAGCUAUGGAGAUCGAUAUAGUCAUUAACAGGACUCUGGCCCUCACUGGCCAGUGGGAAGCCAUGUAUGAGGAGGUGUGUCAGUUCAGAGAGGCCUGUGGGGAGGCUCACAUGAAGUCCAUCCUGGCUAUAGGAGAGCUGGGGACCUACACCAAUGUCUACAAGGCUAGUCUGGUGGCUAUGAUGGCUGGGUCGGACUUCAUCAAGACGUCAACAGGGAAGGAGUCUGUCAACGCUACCUACCCUGUCGCCAUAGUGAUGGUCAGAGCCAUCCGGGACUACUUCCUGAAGACUGGACAUAAGGUUGGUUUUAAGCCUGCUGGUGGGAUCCGUACAGCCAAGGAGUCGUUGGUGUGGCUGACUCUGAUGAAGGAAGAGCUGGGAGACGAGUGGCUGAGCCCUCGCCUCUUUAGACUGGGGGCUAGUAGCCUGCUGGCUGACAUAGAGAGACAGAUCUACCAUCACGUGACUGGUCGCUACGCAGCCUAUCACCAGAUGCCCAUGGCCUGAAACCACGGUUACCAUUUCCAAAGUGACCAAUUCCGAAACCUCACCCGAACCAGCCUAUCGCUGUGCAAGAUACCUCUGUUGUUGGACUUGGAGAGAGAGCCUGAUGUUUUACUGUGUACAGUACUACUGGUAUAUCUGUCAUUUUACUGUGUACAGUACUACUGGUAUAUCUGACAUUUUACUGUGUACCAGACAUACAGUACUACUGGUAUAUCUGGCAUUUUACUGUGUACAGUACUACUAGUAUAUCUGGCAUUUUACUGUGUACCAGACAUACAGUACUACUAGUAUAUCUGUCAUUUUACUGUGUACAGUACUACUAGUAUAUCUGUCAUUUUACUGUGUACAGUACUACUGGUAUAUCUGUCAUUUUACUGUGUACAGUACUACUGGUAUAUCUGUCAUUUUACUGUGUACAGUACUACUGGUAUAUCUGUCAUUUUACUGUGUACAGUACUACUGGUAUAUCUGACAUUUUACUGUGUACCAGACAUGCAGUACUACUGGUAUAUCUGUCAUUUUACUGUGUACAGUACUACUGGUAUAUCUGACAUUUUACUGUGUACCAGACAUGCAGUACUACUGGUAUAUCUGUCAUUUUACUGUGUACAGUACUACUGGUAUAUCUGACAUUUUACUGUGUACAGUACUACUGGUAUAUCUGUCAUUUUACUGUGUACCAGACAUGCAGUACUACUGGUAUAUCUGACAUUUUACUGUGUACAGUACUACUGGUAUAUCUGUCAUUUUACUGUGUACCAGACAUGCAGUACUACUGGUAUAUCUGACAUUUUACUGUGUACAGUACUACUGGUAUAUCUGACAUUUUACUGUGUACAGUACUACUGGUAUAUCUGUCAUUUUACUGUGUACCAGUCAUGCAGUACUUCUGGUACAUCUGCCUCUUUGUGCCUUGAGACAGCUAGCCAGUAUGGUUUCAUCUAGUCCCCAUCCAUACUACUGGUAUAUCUGCCUCUUUGUGCCUUGAGACAGCUAGCCAGUAUGGUUUCAUCUAGUCCCCAUCCAUACUACUGGUAUAUCUGUCAUUUUACUGUGUACAGUACUACUGGUAUAUCUGUCAUUUUACUGUGUACAGUACUACUGGUAUAUCUGUCAUUUUACUGUGUACAGUACUACUGGUAUAUCUGUCAUUUUACUGUGUACCAGACAUGCAGUACUACUGGUAUAUCUGUCAUUUUACUGUGUACAGUACUACUGGUAUAUCUGGCAUUUUACUGUGUACCAGACAUACAGUACUUCUGGUACAUCUGCCUCUUUGUGCCUUGAGACAGCUAGCCAGUAUGGUUUCAUCUAGUCCCCAUCCAUACUACUGGUAUAUCUGCCUCUUUGUGCCUUGAGACAGCUAGCCAGUAUGGUUUCAUCUAGUCCCCAUCCAUACUACUGGUACAUCUGCCUCUUUGUGCCUUGAGACAGCUAGCCAGUAUGGUUUCAUCUAGUCCCCAUCCAUACUACUGGUACAUCUGCCUCUUUGUGCCUUGAGACAGCUAGCCAGUAUGGUUUCAUCUAGUCCCCAUCCAUACUACUGGUACAUCUGCCUCUUUGUGCCUUGAGACAGCUAGCCAGUAUGGUUUCAUCUAGUCCCCAUCCAUACUACUGGUACAUCUGCCUCUUUGUGCCUUGAGACAGCUAGCCAGUAUGGUUUCAUCUAGUCCCCAUCCAUACUACUGGUAUAUCUGCCUCUUUGUGCCUUGAGACAGCUAGCCAGUAUGGUUUCAUCUAGUCCCCAUCCAUACUACUGGUACAUCUGCCUCUUUGUGCCUUGAGACAGCUAGCCAGUAUGGUUUCAUCUAGUCCCCAUCCAUACUACUGGUACAUCUGCCUCUUUGUGCCUUGAGACAGCUAGCCAGUAUGGUUUCAUCUAGUCCCCAUCCAUACUACUGGUACAUCUGCCUCUUUGUGCCUUGAGACAGCUAGCCAGUAUGGUUUCAUCUAGUCCCCAUCCAAACAAUGUGAAACUAUGACGCUGAAUGAAUGGAGUGUUGAUGAGUCCGUAUUAAUGAACCAUUGUAGUUGUUUUGAGAGUACUAUAUUAUAGACGACAUAAAACUCUUAAUUCAGUAUUUCUAUUGCUGUUGUAAUGAAAGAUUGCCACCCAUUCUAAUCAUGACUGUCUGGACAUUUUGUUGGGAGAUGUUGAAGUGUGAUUAAAGACCAUCAAACAUUA
This is a messenger RNA of Oncorhynchus gorbuscha (pink salmon), 3270 nucleotides long. Its product is annotated as deoxyribose-phosphate aldolase-like. The transcript is spliced from 9 exons. Lineage: Eukaryota; Metazoa; Chordata; Actinopteri; Salmoniformes; Salmonidae. The coding region runs from base 129 to 1085 and encodes 318 amino acids. The record is from RefSeq and is a predicted model, not a curated record. Gene Ontology annotation, cellular component: cytoplasm. Gene Ontology annotation, biological process: deoxyribonucleotide catabolic process; carbohydrate catabolic process. Gene Ontology annotation, molecular function: deoxyribose-phosphate aldolase activity.